Messenger RNA from Teleopsis dalmanni, 682 nucleotides. RefSeq lists its product as uncharacterized. The record is from RefSeq and is a predicted model, not a curated record. Gene Ontology annotation, molecular function: GTPase activator activity; guanyl-nucleotide exchange factor activity; protein binding. The transcript is spliced from 2 exons. NCBI's taxonomy places the organism in Eukaryota, Metazoa, Arthropoda, Insecta, Diptera, Diopsidae. Gene Ontology annotation, cellular component: endoplasmic reticulum membrane. Gene Ontology annotation, biological process: protein secretion. The coding region runs from base 13 to 663 and encodes 216 amino acids.
AGUUUUCACAUUAUGAAUGGUAAUUUGGAAUAUAAUUUUCAUCAGAUACUAAGAAGAGAUUCAAGUUUUGAUGGUAAAGUAAAUUGUCUGGUUACUUCAAAAGAUACUAACUUCAUAGCUCUUGGUCUUAACACUGGUGACAUUGAGGUUUAUAAAGUAACCAAUAACAAAACAUAUGAACUUCUGUCUAAACUUGAAACGCAUAAAAAUUGUAUUUAUGAUAUGAAGUUCUCGCCGUAUGGAGAUAUGCUCGUCAGUUGCUCCGAACAACUCUGCUUUUGGAGCAUUAAACAUAUUAUUAACAAUCCGUUAAUGAAAACGCAAAAAAGGCGUAGCUCUCGUUUCACAUCCCAACGCAGUUCCGAUGUUGAGGAAGUUGAUGCCAUGAGAAUGGAUCUUUUCAAACGCGAAUUAACAGAAAGCCCUUGGGCAAAUAAACAAGGUAGCUCGGAUAAACCAGAAUUAUUGGCUUGCAUCAGAUUUAGUGGUAAAAAGGCUAAUAAAUUAUUUACAAAUGCAGAUUUUACAGAAUUUCAAACUAUCGACGAUGAAGGUGUUUAUUAUCAUUUAAAGUUAUUAGACAUUUGUGAAACUGUUCAAACAUCGAUUAGAAAUGAUUAUAAUUACAAUUUUGAAAGGUUAAACUCUGGUGUUUUUUCGUGACAUAUAAGUCGUAAAAAUA